UAUCCAGUAGUAGCUUGGGUUGACUGCAGAUAGUUUUUUCCACUAAUACAUUUCUUUGCCUUUGUUUUUGGAUAGAAGUCCUUUAUCAUGAACAGGACCCCUGCACUCUGUCCACGGACAAUGAUGGUAACCAAUAGUCCUCUUUAUCAUCAUAUCUUAUCCAGUGAAAAUGGGACAUUGGAUGAUGAGCCGGAUACUGAUACACCAUAUGACUAUUAUGACUACUACGCUGGAUAUGUCGAUUUGUCUGGAUUUUCCUGUGUUUAUGAAGAUCAUGGAGCUAGCAUUCUUCCUGUGCUAUACUCCCUGUUUUUUGUGAUGGGCCUUCUGAGUAACACAAUGGUGAUCUGGGUGGUAUUGAUGGGUGUGAAGCUGAGAAGUAUGACUGACAUCUGUCUUCUGAACCUGGCUUUAGCUGACAUGCUCUUGGUCUGCUCCCUCCCCUUCCUGGCACACUAUGCCAGAGACCAGUGGAUUUUUGGAGAUGUUAUGUGCACUAUGGUCCUCAGUGUCUACCACAUUGGAUUCUAUAGUGGAAUAUUCUUUAUCGUACUGAUGAGUGUUGAUCAGUACUUAGCUGUAGUUCAUGCUGUGUUUGCCCUGAGAGUCAGAACAAGGACAUAUGGGAUCUCAGCAAGUGUGGUCACAUGGAUUGUUGCUGUUUCUGCAUCCUUUCCCGAAUUGAUGCACCUAAAAACCACAGAAAACAAUCAAAAAAAAUAUUGCAUAUCUUGCCCAACAAAUGAUCAAAAUUCUUACCUUUCUUCAAGGACUUUUGGUAUCUUGAAAAUGAAUGUCUUGGGUUUAAUUCUACCUCUUAUUGUGAUUGGAUUUUGUUACUCAAUGAUUUUAAAGAGACUCUUGACAGCUCAUUCUACCAGGAGGCAGUCCAUGCUCCUUGUCAUCAUGGUGAUGGUGGUCUUCUUAUGCUGUUGGGCUCCAUACAAUAUCACAGCUUUUGUGAAAGCCUUAGAACUGAAUGAGCUCAUAACUCAAUCUUGUGACAGGAGUAAGGCAAUCAAUCUAAGUCUGCAAAUUACAGAAGCUUUGGCUUAUUCACACAGUUGCCUAAACCCCAUUUUUUAUGUGUUUGUGAGAGAGAAAUUUAGAAGGCAUCUUUUCAAACUCCUGUACAGGACACCUUGGACUAGACUACCAUUUGUAAAGAAAUACAUUACACAGGCCACUGUAUCUGUUUAUUCACAUGGCACCAAUGAUGAGAGAACUAGUACAACAGUUUAAAUUUGAAAAAGACAGUCAAAAAUAUUUUUUUUAAGCAGGGUAGUCCUGCAACUGUGCAACUGGUGCGCCCAAAACAUAAUUCCUUAUAAUGCAUAUAGGCGGGGGCCAAGAUGGCGUCUUGCUGAGUAGAUCUGUUAUUUGCACCUGUUCUAGUUAGGGGAGGAUUUUUUUGGUCAACGGGUCAUUAUUUUGCCCCUAUGGCGGAUGAUUUUAUUCAUUAAAAGCUGCAAAACAAAAGCUAGAUCCCGCCUUUGAAUUUAAUGGGCAAAAAAAAAAACAGUUAAUAGGAACCUGCUUGCCACGUGGAAUUUGGACAGUCUGAUGUCUUGUGAAUCUCUUGAACAAAACAUGGAUGUCUCCAUGCCUGAAUCCGGAGAAACCUCCCUAAGAUCACAAGAUAAGUUUGAAAAGGAUUUUGACGGAUGUGCUACACCCAGCAAAAGUCCUCCUGGAAAAAAGAAAAAAGCUGAUAGUGCUGUAUCACUUACCAAGAUAUUCGACGCAAUUCAGUCCCUGAACUCCAAGCAAGACGCGGUUUUUCAAAAGAUAACUCACAUCGAGAACUCCAUUGAGAUCACAACUGCGGCUGUUAACUCUUUAUCUGACACCGUCAAUCGACUCCUUUCAGAUGUUGCCACUCACGGCGAAAGGAUCGGUAAGGCCGAAACUUCGAUACAACACAUGCAACAGGAGAAUGUAUCUCUCAAGUCUAGAGUCGAAGAGCUAGAAAGAUACAGCUGCAGAUGGUGUUUGAAAUUGCUUGGAGUGAAAGAACGUGACGAAGAAAAUGUCUGAACGAUCACCAUCAAUCAUCUUGCCAGGGUGGUCCCGCGAAUCAAAGAUAAGCUGGAGGAGGCUAUGGAUGUGGUCCAUCGUGUAGGCAAACAACGACCAGAUGGCUCGCCGAGACACAUCAUCAUUAGAUUCGCCACACGGAGGUACUGCGACAUCUUAUGGAUGGAAGCUAAGAAUUCUCUCUAUCUGAGAGAGAGCACACUCUCUAUGUAAAGGAAUCCAAAGCGGACAUUGACAGUCGGAAUAAACUUUGGCCCCUUGUCCUGGCGGCACAGAAGGAGGGAAAGAAGGCCGGCUUCAGCAGUCCCUUUGAUGUUAUCAAUAACAAGAGAAUCGCUGCCAAUUAAGCACAGCAUCCGUAAACUGACUACAGUUUUCCGGUCACGUUCGAUUAAUUUUUUUUCUGCACGUUUGCCCAGUUAUAUCGUUUACUUUCUUCUAAGGGCUUUUCGACCUUAAUAUACUACUAAUUUCCAGAUCCUUCUUAAAGGAAACAGCGUUAGUUACAGAACUUUCAUGUUAGGUGUUCAAUAGCUACACUUUGUGGUUGUCAUUUUCGUUUUCUUUCUUUUUCCCUCUCAUAAUUUAUCACACCUUUAUUUUUUAAUAGACAAUUUCAAGUUUAAACAGCUGAACAUUGUUUCUUUAAAUGUGCGGGGCUUAAGAGAUGACAUUAAAAUGGGGUGAUAUGGUUUAUUUUAGUCAUGGGUCAAAUAAUUCAGCUGGUGUUCUUAUUUUAAUUCAUACAUUUAAAGGAGAUAUUGUUAAUUCUAUGUCCUCCCCUGAAGGCAGAUGGGUUAUUCUAACUGUUAAAUUAGAUAAUGCCAUCUUUAUUAUCUGUAAUACAGGUCCUUCUCAAAAAAUUUGCAUAUUGUGAUAAAGUUAAUUAUUUUCCAUAAUGUAAUGAUAAAAAUUAAACUUUCAUAUAUUUUAGAUUCAUUGCACACUAACUUAAAUAUUUCAGGUCUUUUAUUGUUUUAAUACUGAUGAUUUUGGCAUACAGCUCAUGAAAACCCAAAAUUCCUAUCUCAAAAAAUUAGCAUAUCAUGAAAAGGUUCUCUAAACAUGCUAUUAACCUAAUCAUCUGAAUCAACUAAUUAACUCUAAACACCUGCAAAAGAUUCCUGAGGCUUUUAAAAACUCCCAGCCUGGUUCAUUACUCAAAACCGCAAUCAUGGGUAAGACUGCCGACCUGACUGCUGUCCAGAAGGCCAUCAUUGACACCCUCAAGCGAGAGGGUAAGACACAGAAAGAAAUUUCUGAACGAAUAGGCUGUUCCCAGAGUGCUGUAUCAAGGCACCUCAGUGGGAAGUCUGUGGGAAGGAAAAAGUGUGGCAAAAAACGCUGCACACCUAGAAGUGUUGACCGGACCCUGAGGAAGAUUGUGGAGAAGGACCGAUUCCAGACCU
Carassius gibelio (silver crucian carp) is the source of this 3446-nucleotide messenger RNA. Its product is annotated as C-C chemokine receptor type 5. Gene Ontology annotation, molecular function: chemokine receptor activity. The transcript has 2 exons. The record is from RefSeq and is a predicted model, not a curated record. Gene Ontology annotation, biological process: immune response; chemotaxis; G protein-coupled receptor signaling pathway. Gene Ontology annotation, cellular component: membrane. Lineage: Eukaryota; Metazoa; Chordata; Actinopteri; Cypriniformes; Cyprinidae. The coding region runs from base 88 to 1242 and encodes 384 amino acids.